Molecule: messenger RNA, 2079 nt
Organism: Esox lucius (northern pike)
Lineage: Eukaryota; Metazoa; Chordata; Actinopteri; Esociformes; Esocidae
Gene: inhbab
Product: inhibin subunit beta Ab
Exons: 2
Coding region: 998-2032 (344 amino acids)
Biological process (GO): SMAD protein signal transduction; BMP signaling pathway
Cellular component (GO): extracellular region
Molecular function (GO): growth factor activity; cytokine activity
Source: RefSeq, a predicted model, not a curated record
GAGCACUCUAACCCUGCCCACUUUCACAAAGCCAUUCAACUGACAUUGUGGGCUCUCUGAGGCUUCUGCAGUGAUGUGCACAUCAGCUGGGUGGCACACCGUCACCAGUCCUUCGGUACACAGCUCUCUUCCAGUCCCUUUCUGCACCAGGGCUUCACGUCAGCACGUCUUUCCUCACAAGGUGUAAGGUAGGGGUGGACACUCCCUUGCAGGCACUUUAUUUUUUUUACAAUUACAACACUGGAAGGUGUGUACUUUCAUUUUUCCAAACCUGCUUUCACCAACUAUAGAGAAACAAGGGUUAUGGUUUUUACAAAGCUGAAACAGAGACACCUGCUUUUCUGGACCUGACAACAGAAGGGUUUUUACGAGCGGAGCACCGACCUGGCUUGUGAGGACCAGUUUUUCCCUCCCGGGGCAGUCCUACAAAAGCAGUGCCUGCUGCACACAUUUCUGUCUUCACUUCUUUGUAGCGACGUCAGUGCCUCCCUGUAAAGAAGGAGAGUACUUUCAGGCGUCUUGUUUUGGCUCCCACGCGAGUCCUCUGGUGUCUGUGCAACCCCUUCCGCCACUCAGGAGAGGCACGAGGGAACAGCAAAAACUGCGCUCUACUUCGCCUGGUCACUUUCGCUGUCGGUUCCACCGCCCUAUCCUCUUCCUUCUCCAGGGAGAGCGUGUGUGUGUGUGAGUGAGUGUGUGUGAGUGUGUGUGUGAGUGAGUGAGUGUGUGUGUGUGUGUGCGUGCAGGAUGCCCUCCCUAGCCUCGUUGUUCGGGCUGUUGCUGCUGCUUCUGUUCAGGCUCUCAACGGUGUGUUGCUCGCCCGAUGUUGCCGUGGACACUGUCAAGGUGGGACCGGGGAUGGGCAUGGACAUCCAGGAAGCCUGCCCGUCCUGUGCCCUCGCCCAGAUAGGAGGGACUCCCGGACUCAGACCAGGGUGAUGUGGCGGUGCCCCCUGGGGCCGGGACGGCGUCGGAGCCGCCUUCGAGCCGGUCCGACAUGGUGGAGGCGGUGAAGCGGCACAUCCUCAACAUGCUGCACCUGAUCUCCCGGCCCAACGUCACCAACCCGGUGCCACGCGCCGCCCUGCUCAACGCCAUCCGGAAGCUGCACGUGGGACGCGUGGGCGAGGACGGCAGCGUGGAGAUCCAGGAGGACGGGAGCGCCGGGGAGGCGGCGCUGCCCGAGACGCCCUCCGAGAUCAUCACAUUCGCUGAGCCAGGUGCCUCUCCGUCUGCGGUGACCUUUGACAUUUCCAACGAGGGCAACGAGCUCCUGGUGGUGGAGCAGGCCAACGUGUGGCUCUUCCUGAAGCUGGCCAAGGGCCAGGGGCGGGGCAAAGGCAAAGUCAACAUCCGGCUCCUGCAGCGCCACGGAGACCAGCCGAGAGCCCCCGGCUCCUCCCCCGAAGAGCCCCGGGACGAGGAGCUAGUGUCGGAGAAGUUGGUGGACACGCGGCGUAGUGGCUGGCAUCAGCUCCCCGUGCCACGUAGCAUCCAGUCCCUGCUGGACACCGGCGGCAGCGUCCUCCAGCUGACCGUCUCCUGCCCGCUGUGCGCAGAGGCGGGCGUGGCGCCUGUCCUGGUCCCCGCCGAGGGCAAGCGGGAGGAGUCCCACCGGCCGUUCCUCAUGGUGGUGCUGCGGCCCGGGGAGGAGGAGCACACCCGGCGGCGCGCCAAACGCGGCCUGGAGUGCGACGGCAAAAUGCGCAUGUGCUGCAAGCGCCAGUUCUACGUCAACUUCAAGGACAUCGGCUGGAACGACUGGAUCAUCGCACCGCCCGGCUACCACGCCAACUACUGCGAGGGCGACUGCCCCAGCCACGUGGCCAGCAUCACCGGCUCCUCCCUGUCCUUCCACUCCACCGUCAUUAACCACUACCGCAUGCGGGGCUACGCGCCCUUCCAGAACACCAAGUCGUGCUGCGUGCCCACGCGGCUACGGGCCAUGUCCAUGCUCUACUACAACGAGGAGCAGAAGAUCAUCAAGAAGGACAUCCAGAACAUGAUCGUGGACGAGUGCGGCUGCUCGUAAGACACGGCCACGAGAGCGGCAAAGACUCGCGUUAAAACGGGACGACC